UUUCAGUAAAGUCGACCGACCACCGACUUUCAAAUGCAUUAGAUAAGAGAGCUAAGAGUUUUGUAGCAUCAGUUUUCACCUGAUAGUCUUCAUACCCAGCGUCUAAGGCCCACUCCGUAGCUAUCUCUAGAGCAUCAAAUUCUGCUUUCAUCCCCGAGUCUGCCAAGAGAGGGAAGCUUAGAGCAAAAACUAAGCAACCUUGUUAUUGUAGACACACGAGUCUUUAACGAUCAUCGAUGUUCAAUUGUUUCUGUUGUGGCCAUCAUGUGUGGAUCUAAGGUACAAUUUUAUCGGUGUUAAUUACACAAGGAUUUGACGUUUCGAUUUCUUAAAACAUGAUUUGUCAAUCCAAAAUGGAAAAUUGCAAAUUACCUGGCGAUUUGUUGAUUGAUGUUUUGGCAAAAUUGCCCGUAAAGUCCCUGAUGCGAUUUAAGUGUGUUUGUAAGUGUUUCUAUAAUUUGAUAAAGGGAGAUCUUCAGUUCAUGCAGAAACACUACGAAAUUAGCAAAACAAAACCGGGAUAUGCUGUUAUAGAGUCCGAAAAUGAUGAAAGUAAAGUUGUAAACUUGCUUUACAAAGAAUCAGAGUUUUAUGCGGUGGGAUGUCGAAACCUAGACAUACCACUUUUCAAUUUAAGGAUUUGGCAUAUCAAGUGUUUGUAUGGUAUGUUAUGUCUGAUUGUCGCCAGGGAGGAUCCAUCUUACCUUCAAUUAGGGAAGGAAAUGAUUUACGACAUUGUGAUAUGGAAUCCAUCCACCAAAGAAAUCAAAUCCUUACCCGCACUUAAGGUUUCCUUCCAACAUCCCCACUAUCCACCAAACGAACCACCCGUCAGUAUUGUUGUGAAUGAUGGAUUCGGUUUUGGGCUUUGUAAGAACAUGAUUUGGAAAAUUGUUGGUCUAUGGAACUUUCAUGUUAUGAAUGUCUACCACACAUUCGUAAUGGUUGGUAGUCGAAUUGGUGAUUCAUGGUGUUGGAGGCAAAUUGAUGCAACGAAUAUUACAUGUGAUUAUUUGUAUAUCAUUGAAGAUUUUUAUGUAAAGGGAAGGUACUAUUGGCGGGUUAUGGCACUCUCCCCAACUCCGUCACCUAAUGAUGGUGAGCAACUUCUUUGGUUUGACAUGGAUGAUGAGGUAUUUGGGACGCUUGAGUUACCAUAUCAUAUCGGAUGUGGUAUGUUUACAACUAUUGAUGAGACUAUUGCUUUUCUUGGUUCUCCAAUAAUGAAGAAUAAUUAUCAGGUUGAGAUUUGGUUGAUCCAUGAAGAUGACAACAACCACUUUAAUUGGCAUAAAUAUACAACCUUAGACUGUCAACAUUAUCCAGAUGAAAGGCCGAUCGGAAUUUUGAACCACCGUUUGAUUCUGUUGCCCCCAAUUUCAAAAGCUGAGGAGUUUAUGUUCAAUACAAAUGUUGUACCAUCUUUGAUUUCUAUCGACUUGGAAACUGGGGAAAGGAAGGUUAUCUAUGUCACAGAAGAAAGAAAAAACAUUGACAUUGCUUAUAACUCAAGGGGGUGUGUUCAUGUAUACUUUGAGGGGAACGUUCAGAUUCCUCGAGAGUUCAGAACGUUUCAUCUAUUCGGGGCAUUUGUUCGAGUUUAUCAUCAGAGUCUAUAUUUAUUGUGAAAAGAAAUGGACCUUUAAUUAUUGAGUUAAGAAUGUUUCGUCUUUUUACUUAUGUUCAUUUGUAUAACAUUACCUCCCCCAAAAUCUUUUGGAAGUAAAGCUUGAAUGUUGUUGUUGUUCGUUUAUUUAACAACGAAUUAUCAUUUUAUAGAGUAGUAUAUGUCGGAUUUGACUCAUAUUUUUUCAAGUCUUAUCAGGAGCCAGAAUGCUUCAGAACUAGCCCUAAAGCUUUAGAACUAUCUACAUGAUAGAAUUGUCGAG
Cuscuta epithymum is the source of this 1889-nucleotide messenger RNA. The record is from the annotation of a GenBank genome assembly. Lineage: Eukaryota; Viridiplantae; Streptophyta; Magnoliopsida; Solanales; Convolvulaceae.